Messenger RNA from Balaenoptera musculus (blue whale), 2392 nucleotides. RefSeq names its product growth factor receptor bound protein 7 (gene GRB7). Bases 360 to 2018 code for a protein of 552 amino acids. Gene Ontology annotation, biological process: signal transduction. The transcript has 15 exons. Lineage: Eukaryota; Metazoa; Chordata; Mammalia; Artiodactyla; Balaenopteridae. The record is from RefSeq and is a predicted model, not a curated record.
GACAUUUCCCCUGACUUUCCAGGCCCCAGUCCCUCCCUCCCAGGUCCUGAGGAUCCUAGAUCUUCGCUCUCGAGGCUGUUCAGUUCGACUGUCUCUCCCCUGGCACCUGCUAAGAAGGACAAAAACAAUCCCAGCCAGCAUAGAGUGUCAGGGAGUCCCCGCCCCUCCUCCUGUGCUUCCUCCUCCCCUGCCCCUCCUUCAGGCCCCGCCCCCACCUGCCCAGGAUAAUUUGUUUCCUUGGGCCAGGAGCCUGGACAACAGAAGCUCAGCCUGGCCCCACUUCUGCGUCCAAAGUCAGGACACCCUCCUACCACCUGUAGAGAAGAGGGAGCGGAUUUGAAAUCAAGUCCAGGUAUCUGAUGUUCCUAGACAGAGCCGGACUUCGAACCCUGUGUCCUGCUGGGGCUCCUCCAGAUGUCAUGGAGCUGGGUCUGUCUCCACCUCAUCUCAGCAGCUCCUCAGAAGACCUGUACCUGGCCCCUGGGACCCCUCCUGGGACUCCCCCGCCUCCCGAUGUUCUUCUGUCUGGGGAGGUGAAGAGGUCCCAGCCUCUGCCCAUUCCGACCAGCAGGAAACUUCUUCGACAGGAGGAGCUGCGGUCAACCUCUCUACCCUCCAUCCCCAACCCCUUCCCCGAGCUCUGCAGUCCUCCUUCACAGACCCCCAUUCUUGGGGGGCCCUCCAGUGCAAGGGGGCUGCUCCCUCGAGACACCAGCUGCCCCCAUGUCAUAAAGGUGUACAGCGAAGAUGGGGCCUGCCGGUCAGUGGAGGUGGCAGCGGGCGCCACGGCUCGCUACGUGUGUGAGAUGCUGGUGCAGCGAUCUCAUGCCCUGAGUGAUGAGAACUGGGGGCUGGUGGAGUGCCACCCCCACCUAGCACUGGAGCGGGUCUUGGAGGACCACGAGUCGGUGGCGGAAGUGCAGGCUGCCUGGCCCAUCGGCGGAGACAGCCGCUUUCUCUUCCGGAAAAACUUUGCCAAGUACGAGCUGUUCAAGAGCACCCCACACUCCCUGUUCCCAGAAAAGAUGGUCUCCAGCUGUCUGGACGCACACACGGGCAUAUCCCACGAAGACCUCAUCCAGAACUUCUUGAAUGCAGGCAGCUUCCCAGAGAUCCAAGGCUUCCUGCAGCUACGGGGGUCAGGACGCAAGCUUUGGAAACGCUUCUUCUGCUUCCUACGCCGGUCUGGCCUCUAUUACUCCACCAAGGGCACCUCCAAGGAUCCGAGGCACCUGCAGUAUGUAGCAGAUGUGAAUGAGUCCAACGUGUACGUGGUGACCCAGGGCCGCAAGCUCUACGGGAUGCCCACGGACUUUGGCUUCUGUAUCAAGCCAAACAAGCUUCGAAAUGGCCACAAGGGGCUUCGCAUCUUCUGCAGUGAGGAUGAACAGAGCCGCACCUGCUGGUUAGCCGCCUUCCGCCUCUUCAAGUAUGGGGUGCAGCUGUAUAAGAAUUAUCAGCAGGCCCUGUGCCGCCACCUGCGCCCACCCUGUGUGGGUUCCCCGCCCUUGAGGAGUGUCUCAGACAACACCCUGGUGGCCAUGGACUUCUCUGGCCACGCCGGGCGUGUCAUCGAGAACCCCCGGGAAGCUCUGAGUGCCGCCCUGGAGGAGGCCCAGGCCUGGAGGAAGAAGACGAACCACCGUCUCAGCCUGCCCACCCCGAGCUCGGGCACGAGCCUCAGUGCAGCCAUCCACCGCACCCAGCCCUGGUUCCACGGACGCAUUUCCCGCGAGGAGAGCCAGCGGCUCAUCGGGCAGCAGGGCCUGGUAGACGGCGUGUUCCUCGUCCGAGAGAGUCAGCGGAACCCGCAGGGCUUUGUCCUCUCGCUGUGCCAUGUGCAGAAAGUCAAACAUUACCUCAUCCUGCCGAGCGAGGAGGAGGGGCGCCUGUACUUCAGCAUGGACGAGGGCCAGACUCGCUUCACCGACCUGCUGCAGCUUGUGGAGUUCCACCAGCUGAACCGCGGCAUCCUGCCCUGCUUGCUGCGCCACUGCUGCACCCGCGUGGCCCUCUGACCACCACACAGGCAGGCCUGCGUCUCAGCGCACUCUGGGCUGCCCACCCACCUCCGCUCCUAGGGUGGACUCACAGGGGGCAGAAAGUGGGGCCAGGGUCAUCAUGAAUGGCUGGGGGCUCCCCCACUCCGGUUUCCUACUCUGCUCCUGGCCUCCCUCAGGCCGAAAGUGCUCCCCGCCCGGUCCACCCUUAACUUCUCCUUAAGGGAAGGCACUUGGGUGGGCACCUCCCCUUCAUGGCGCUGCUCUGGGGCAGGGCAUUAUGGGAGAAAUGGGGGCAGCCCAGGUGGUCUUUACACUCCACACUUUGUACAGACUGAGAGGCCAGUUGAUCUCUGUUUUAUACUAGUGACAAUAAAGAUUAUUUUUUGGUA